AUGGCCAAAGUCGCAAUUAUCAUCUAUACUUUAUACCACCACAUUAGUGAAUUGGCAGAAGCUGUGAAAAAGGGAGUUGAGGCUGCUGGCUCCCAAGCAGACAUUUUCCAGGUUCCCGAAACCCUUCCAGAAAACAUCUUGAAGAUUUUGAGCGCCCCAAAGAAGCCAGAUUACCCAAUUGCCACAACUGACACCCUCACUUCAUACGAUGCCAUUUUGUUUGGUGUCCCAACCCGUUUCGGAAACAUGCCAAGCCAGCUCAAGUCUUUCAUCGACGGAACCGGUGGUUUGUGGGCCAAGGGUGCUUUGUACCACAAACCAGCAGGUGUCUUUGUCUCUACCAACACUGGUGGUGGUAACGAGAUGACUGCUGUCUCAUUGUUGUCUACUUUCGCACAUCACGGUAUGAUUUAUGUGCCUCUAGGAUUUGCCAAGGCCUUCGGUGAGCUUGGAACCACUUCUGAGGCUCACGGUGGCUCUGCUUGGGGUGCCGGAUGUCUCGCUGGUGCCGACGGCUCAAGAACUCCUUCCGAAUUGGAGUUGAAGAUCGCCCACAUCCAGGGUGAGGAGUUUGCCAAGGUGGCUGCUCAGCUCACCAAGAACUAG
Brettanomyces bruxellensis is the source of this 606-nucleotide messenger RNA. RefSeq names its product flavodoxin-like fold protein. Lineage: Eukaryota; Fungi; Ascomycota; Pichiomycetes; Pichiales; Pichiaceae. The transcript has a single exon. Bases 1 to 606 code for a protein of 201 amino acids. The record is from RefSeq and is a predicted model, not a curated record. Gene Ontology annotation, molecular function: FMN binding; NAD(P)H dehydrogenase (quinone) activity.